AGUGUAGUGAAGUUUUUCGUCUCCCCGUCGAAAAGUGCCAGCCAAAGUGAAGUAAAAGCGAGGAAAAAUCGAAUUUUCGCUAAUUUUUCGCUGGAAAAGUGAUCAAAAACGCUCCGGACGUUGCGGGAAAGAUCAUGUGAAGCGCGGAUGGUUGAGUGUUCCGAUUGCGACCCGCAUUAACGGUACGAAUUGUGUGUGAAAAAUCGUGCACCACUGUCAAAAAAAUAUCGAAGAUGGUGUAGAAAGAGCUACAGACGAGAAAGCGAAAAAACAGUUAAUUUUGUUGUAAUAAUGGAUAGUAAAGAUCAGCUUGCCUCGGAACAGUUGAUACUGCUGUCAUCAGAUGAUGAAAACGAUGACGACGUGGUGAUCGACUAUCUGAGUUCCAGCAACAAUCCACUAAUACCGCAACCGGUGACGCCGGGUCUUCUGAAAUGCAAUGAUUCUGCGUCGACGAAGGACGUGUCGCUAGGCAGCCAACAUCAGCACAGUCUCAACAACGUACACAACUACAACAACAGCAUCAUAGACAAGUGCAAUAACAAAAGUAAGCUGAGCGAUAUCGUCAUCGACACGGCGUCCAUCAACAACAGUGACUGUGGCCAGCAACAGCAGCCUGUCGGGGCCAACAGCAGUGCCGGCCACCAGAACAACCACCAUCAUAACCACCACCACACCAACAUGGUGCCAAUUAUCAGUGUUACUCCGCACAGUCCCGGUGCCAAGUAUAACUUUCUCGAGGACACACUCAAUCACCUGCAAUGUAUUCGAGAAAGUGUGGUUCAAAUGAAAAAUUCCACCAUCCAAAAUACCAAUUUUGGCGGUGUGGGAUUCAUUGGAGCAUCGCAACUAUCGUCCUCAAAGUUGUUCUCGUCAUGCCCUUCCCUGCCGGAUCUGUCGAUCGCGAAUCCCGGCAACAUUUGGCCUCACCAGCAGAUGUACGGUUUGAAUACCGACCGGAGAAAGUCGUGGACGGCAAUCGAAGACCUGACCGAGUGUACCAAGUCGUCCCAUAAGAGCGUCAGCCUCUCGAGCCUGGAUAGCGAAGAGCAGGAAUCGUUGCGAGCCGCCGAAAGACUGCACAAUCGAACUAGUCGGAACAGUACCGGUGGAAUAUCGACGCACUCCCUCAACGAGGCUGAAUUAGCGCGUGAUUUCGAGAAAAUAGUUGCCAAACGGAACCUAGCCCCGGCGGUCUGUCGAAUUCCGCUGCAGAAAAGCAUCUCGACGCCAUCGAUAGCCCCGGUUCGCAACCAGAGUGCCAAGGAGGACACAGCUACUCCUACAAGGCAUCUUUCCGACAGUGAAGAUGAAACCCAAGACGAUCGAUCUCUGCUCUGUGUGAGAGACAAAAACGAGGGCUACACCGAUCUACCGGAGAAACGCAGGAAACGAGGUUCGCUGUUUUUUCGCAAGAAAAAGGACAAAGCCAAAACCAAGGGACAAAACUCCACCUGCGAUGCUUGCGGGGCAGUUAUCAACUUGGCCACCUACAAGGAGCACGCCGUGGAAUGUAAGGCAAAAAUUGCAAAGAAAUAUUUUCAAGUGCAGCCCAAAUCCGGUUCCAACAAGAAGAACUCAACCAACAGUGAAAAAAGCGGCAAGAAAAUGACUGGAUGCUACUCUCCGUGGAGAUUGGUCGCUAACAAGUUAGGCGUGGUUUCCACUCACGCUAGCCACAGUUCCUCGCAUCAUGAUGAUCAAGGUAGAGACUAUUACGAUGGCACCAUACAAAAUGACAACUCAAAUUACUCGGAUGACACACCUUUGAUACGGGACGAGUUUCUCCAUGAGGCACCGAUCGGUCCGCAUGAUCUCGGCGCUGAGCCCAUCCUCGGCGUGGCCAUCGAUGAACCCGACUCGUGGAGUCCCAGUGUACCGAAAGAGAUAGUCAAAUCGCUUAAGGAUAAACAGCAGGUCAAACGACAGGAACAUAUCUACGAGUUCAUAAUGACCGAAAAGCAUCACUGCGAAACCCUACUAGUCAUGCAGAAGGUGUUCGUCGAGAGUCUCCAGAAGCACUUUAGUCAUCUGAAUCUGGAGCGAAUGUUCCCGCGGUUACUGGAUCUCACGGAACUGCACACGGGCUUCCUGAAGAAGCUACGGUUGAAGCAACGGGAACGGCCGGUUGUGGACAGCAUUGCCGACAUUUUGCUGGAAUUCUUCUCGGCUAUGUCGGCGCAGAAACUUAAAUCUUCGUACGGUGAGUUCUGUUCGAACCAUCGGUCGGCUUUAAGCACGUUCAAGUGCUACAUGACCGGUGACAACACGUUCGCCGAGUGGUACAAACACUGUCAGCAAAAUCCGCUGCUAAAAAAGAAGGGAAUUCCGGAGUGUAUUCUGUUUGUGACGCAACGGCUUACCAAGUAUCCGCUGUUGAUCGAUCCGCUGCUGAAAAGCUCCCGGGAGGAUAAAAUCGAACAGGAAAAACUACAGAAAGCAAUGCAACUGGUCAAGGAAAUACUGGUGGACGUGGAUGCCCGAGUGGCCGACAAGGAGAAGGAAGACCGUCAAUUAGAAAUAUUCAAACGAAUCGAUGCCAAGUCGUAUGCGAUUUUUAAGAAGGAUAAGUUCAAAAAGUCGGAUAUUAUUUCUAGCAACAGGAAGCUCAAAUUCGAAGGCGUGGCAACGCUAAUGCAAGGUAGAUCAAAAAUGCAAACGGUUUUGGUUGUGGUCCUGUCGGAUUGCUUAUUUUUCCUACUGGAAAACUCCCACAAAUACUCGUUCUUCACACCGGAAAAUAAGGCCGGUGUGGUUUCGCUGCAAAAAUUGCUAAUACGGGAGAAAGCCGGUACGGAGUCCAGGGGUAUCUACAUUAUCUCCUCGAAUCCAGCGUAUCCGGAGAUGUUCGAGCUUAAAGUGCAAAGUCCCAAGGACAAAAAUGUGUGGAUUCAAUCAAUCAGAGCUGCCGUUAUCGACUGUCCCUCGGACGAAUCCGAAGCUGAGGACUACAUGACUGCUGAACAACGCCAAAAACUACUAGAUGCUAAGCAAGCCAACAUUCGUGAGAUUAUCUCGAUGGGAACCACUGAACUGGAAGGCAAAAUGAGGCAAAAAGACUUCGAACAAGCGAUUCUACUCGAGGAGAAGAUCGCAUUGCAGUUGAGCCUUCUGCUGGACAACGAACACAACACGGAACAGUUCGGUCCAACGGUUGAGGCGUUCAUCUCCAACUACGGCUCCUACCGGGAUUUGAUCUCGGAUGACUGUGAUACGAUAGAAAUCUGGAAGCGAGUGCUGACUACAAUCCAGGAGACAAGCAAUCUGGCAGCUUCGCUGUAUACCGCCGCCACCGGAUUGCCCCUGUCGCGGUCCUGUAGUUCGGUUGGUGAACGACAGAGUGAGGUGUACAUUUCGCCGACCUUACCGAAGCGAGCAGAAACGUUCGGUGGAUUCGACGAACGGCGUUCCAAACAGCAACAGGCUAUCAUAAGCUCUUCGAGAGAUGCCGUUCUGUCUACGCUAUCUGCUGGAUAUUUUACCAAUAGAGAAAGUUAUGAAAAGCGUGAAUCAAACGCGUCGGAAGCCGAAGGCGGACCGUUUUCUCCGGGUCUGCAGCAACAUGCCCCGAUCAAGUUAACUCCAGAAAUAUUGAGCACCGAGCAAGCAAAAGAUAGCAAUUAUGCUGCCCUUCACGUAUCGCAUCAUUUACAUACGCUUCUCUGCAUAAUUUCUCAGCAGAUGACCACCAUCCAGAGUCUUCAACAUCAGCUCAAUACAUUCCGUGAAAAUCCCAAAAAUAUGUACCGUCACAAUGAUCAGCUGGAAGAACUGCGAAAUCUCCAGGACAAACUACAGGAAGAGAAAACCGCUUGGCAGAAACAAAAGGAAACCGAAGAACGAGAGCUAGAUGAGCAACGUCUAUCGCAAAAGACGCUGCAGGAUCAAAUUCGGGCCGAGCAAGAAGAUAUUAAACAACAACGCGAGCAGCUAUAUCGCAAAAUGGAAAUUCUUUCCAACCAGGGAUUAUUGCUUUCGCCUAGCGUUGCACUACCAGUCUCAGCUGGUGUGAUGGCUGCUCAGCAUGAAGAACAGCCUGGCAAUUGCGAAGAAUAUCACUUGGACGGUGGUAUGGGAUCGGUAAACUCUUCAGGUGGCCCAGUAAACACCACCAUCGACCGGAGGAAGGAUAAAUGGAGAACUGCAAGCAUUAAUAAAGCUCCUCCAGUUAAUCUGGUCAGCGCUACCAAUGCGCAAAAAAUUAACGUUUCUAGUAUCAAACAGCAGCUGCCUCUAAAACUGUCAUCACUGUCAAGCACGAAAACCAGUUCCAACAACAAUUCGGUUACAUCUCCCGGUGGAAGUAGUUCAAGUCUCAUGAGCAGUGGUAGUGCCGGUGUUACACAGAUGUUCCCACUCAAACUAGCUGAUAAAAAGAUUAAUGCGAAUAUGCCAAAUCACUCACGAACGGGUAGUAGUCCUGCCGUGAUCCAGCAGCAGAUGCCGGUGCAGCCGGGAAACCCGGCAACAAGGACAAAUACCUACCCAAAAAUACCGGAACGGUAUCGCCUGCGUAGCUCCGACACGUACCAGUCCCCUCAGCAUUAUUCGAAUGUGCAGUCCCAUCCGCACCCGCUGGCAUCUCCAACGCCGUCACACUCGUCCUCGCUUCGUUCCACUGCAAUUCACGAACAGCACCACCAGCAGCAGCAAUAUCAACAGCAUCAUUUUCAUCCUCAGCAUCACUCGAUGCACAGUACACCACUAUCGUCGCGCCAUUCCAGUCUUCAAUCACCGCCACCGGCUGGUUCACCUUCAUCCUCGUCCGAUGCCGGAAGCAAUAACAAUAAUAGUAGCCCCGGUAGUAACAAAAAAGAUUCUAGCAAGGGCGGCAAGGAGGAGGAGGUGAUUUAUUUUUGAUACAUGCCAGUUGAGGUUGAAAUCUAAUCACCUAGACGUGCUGGACUGGAUUCUACUGUGUGUGCUGGUUAUCUCUCUGGUACUGUAUUUCACGAUCCUUAGCUUUCGACUGAUUUUUUCUACAAUGUGAUCUCCGUUUGACAUGUUUAGUUCGGUAGGAAGGUUUCCGUGGAUAGGAUAUCGAUGUUAUAGCUGUUCUAACCCCUCUAAUCGUACUUGACUGAAUACUUCCAGUCAGUAAAUUUCUAAGUGUUUUUGUUUUAUUUUUUAUCGAAACCUAUCUGCAAGCGAAUGUUCUAUUCUGCCGAGAUGCUCAAAGUGCUGUGCAAUUUCAUCCUCUAGUAACGACUACACUGUUAAAUCCUAAUUUAUUUUCUUAUCAAAUUGUAACCGACUUAAAGUACGUUUAUAGUUUUGCAAAUAUACAUAAACCAAUCAGAUUACGGUGGUAGGCACGGUUCAAUCCGGAAGCUAGGUUAUGUUCGGCAAAUUAGUUCAAAUAGCAUGUGAUGAUUAGAAAACGGAAAAUGAACAACCCAUUUUCAAGUACCUUCUACUCUAGGAAAUAUAUCUUCCACAACGCACAAUAAUGGCAAGAGUUUCCCAAUAUCUAUAGAAAACGAUGCAUUCCUGGUUUGUGACUCAUUUCCCAACUUCGAGAACCGGUAGCGCGUGCUCUCAGCUGUAAACGAGCGAAACUCAAGACUCGAAUAGAAUACAUCAAUCUGUGUGUAUAUGUACAUAGAGGUAGUGUUAUGUCUAGUUCUUUAAAAAACUAGCAAUUGUAAGAGAUUUAACAGCAUAGAGAUGUUAAGUUCAGUUCCAUUUCUCUCAACCUAUUCUCUCAUGUGAUCGAAUUGUUGGUUUCUAUUACUUGAACACAACAUUGAUAAACAUUAAGAAAAGAGUAAUGAUGCAUUUAUAGGGCGUUAGUUUUCGUCGAUUAAGCUGAAGCAUUAUACCUAUUUACUACUAUUACUAAUUACUCGACAAAUUUAACGAGACUGGUAUUUAAGAAGGUGUUACAUAAACAUUUAGAGAGCGUAUCUCUAUAAGAUCAAGAUACAAGUAGCCGGGGACGGAUUGUUUCCGAAAUGUAUUAUUUUUCCUCUUCACUUGAUUUGUCGUACAUCUGGCUUUGUAUAUAUUUGAAGAACUCAAACUCAGACAAGUAGUCAUUCGGAUUUAAUCGAACCAGUCAAACAUGCUUGCGGAUGCGUUGGGAAUGGUUUGGUUAUCAGAUAGGUUGCCGCCUCCUGGACGGGUAGAAGAGGUAGAUAUGUGAUCACUAAUUCUAAUGUUGACUACACACUUACUGGCAUUAUUAGGUGAUUAGGUACAAUUCGUCCCUGUUAACGAACAGUACAUUACAACACAAUAAACAAGACUACCUUUGGUUGUUACUUAUCGUUAGCGUUAGUGUGUAACGUCAAAUGAAACAAAAAAAAGAUUGCUUAUCACUGCAGAAUGAAUAUGUAAACAUUUCGACAAUAUAACACAUAAUAAAAAAAUGCAUACCCAUACCGUAGCGAAGCAGCUCAAUUCAGCAAAAAACAAAGAGAGAAACAUCGGGUAACUGUAGAUUUGUGUAACAUUACGUUUGUGUUGUAACCAAAACAAAGCUCAAAACAAUCAAACUUUUAGACACGUGUUAGCCAAAAUUUUCCAACUUUAACUCUUGUCGGGAACGAAAAACGCCUGCGGCGUGCGUGCAUGUGUGAGUUGAGUGAGAGUGAGAGAGAGAGACAAAGUAUGGGCAUUAUUCAUAUAGCAGCUUUAAGCAAGAUGUUUUAGCUUCCGAACACGAAUUGUUCCAGCUUCCAGUUAUUUCUGAUUCGAAUUCAGUGUCAAAUUCAAAAACCUUCGUAGGAUGAUGAAAGUAUUAUUAAUUUUAAAAACGUUAUUACAGAGGGAAGUGAAUACCACAGUAAAACAAAAAGCUUAUUUCAGAAACAACUUCUUGACAAUACGAACAUUCUAUGAACACAUACGAUACAAAUCAUCGCAGUAAAAAGCUAUGACAUAGAUAUAUACUUACAACUGUACGAAAAUACUGAAUAGAAAAACCGACAGAGUAACUUUGAAGCUUAUACCAGUCUGUACGCUGUUUGAACAUAAAUUGGCAUAGUUAUAAACGAAACCUCUCUCUCAAGACACACUAAUAUGGAAAUGAAGCUUAAUUGUAUGUAUGUAUAGAGCAGAGCUAUCAAUGAUUAAGAAGAAUUACUAAUUAUCUGUAACUGAAUCAUUCAACGGAAGGUUUGUAAAUAGCAUUAAGCAAGAGACUAUUGUACGUUUCAGAGAGGAAAUAUUUUACACAGAUGCAAGAAUAGGGAAACAGUUUAUCUAUACAAACAAAUCAACACACACAGACACAUUCGAAUCGCCGAAUUAAAGAAAGCAACUCAACUCAACUACAUCUGCUCAACUUCUCUAGCAUAUAUUAUAUAUUUAUUCGAUAGAGAAGAGAAAACCAUGCUUGGAAGUAUGUGUUAAUAUGGGAAGCUAACAAAUAGUGCUAAACUACAACACAAGAAACAUUUGCAUACUUUCAAAUGCAUAUACCUAUGUUCAAAGUGCCGGUUUUUAAUGAUAUAAAUUACAUCAUUUCAGUUAUUGGAAUUCAGUCUACUUUGUAAAAUGUCAAAUACCGUUAGCUUAACAGUUACUCGUCAUGGAAUGUUUGUAGUGAUUGUAGAACUCCUAUACAGAAUAUUCUUUCCGUUUUCAAAUUCAAUCUUAUUUACCUGCUUAUUCGGUGUAAGAUUGAUAAAAUCGAGCUGAACAAUAACAAAUGAAGAACUGAGUUUCCAGCUCUUUACCCCUAACAGUCCCAGAUAAGAGUACAAACUCACUUUUUUUUUCGGCUACCAAAGUUACCGCAACUUUAACGAAUGAUUUGGCAAGCAAUUUGAAUGAUUUGCAAUCUGUCAACGGUCAAGAUGAGAAAAACAAAACCCGUUUUUAUUAACGAAAGAAACAAUCAAAUAUAGAGACUGUCUGUAAGCUAAUUAUUUACUAUUAUUGAUAGUUUUAUACUUAACGAAUUACUUAACCCUUCUCGGACCUAACUGACCAGAUACCGAUUUUACCGUAGUAUACAGAACCGACUAUUUUUAACAGAGCUAAAACUUUCCCCUCCUGGUAUAUGCCGCCGCCGUACGUCGUCAGAACUUUUGACUAUUGUCAAUCGUGAUCCGGUAGCGUAUGUAUGUUUUGUCCUACAUUCCUCCUGAGUUACACACACGGCCAAGUGAAGCGAAUUUAUUUUUACCAUCGCAGAACGGCUCCAUUUCUCCAAGUAGUACGUUCUAGUAUACUUACCACCCAACAAUGAAGAAGACUUUAACAAACUUUGGUCUCAAACAAAUCGAAAGUAUUAAGGCAAAGAUGUAAAGAAACCAACUAUAAUAAUGCGUUAACUGAACAGCAACAGAAAGUGAAAUCAACUCUAUAACAAAACAAACAAACAAAAACCGAAACAAAUAUAAUGUUAUUCAAAUGUUAUAUCAAUCACUGUUGAAAUGUUAGAAUAAAUCCACAAAUGAA
Molecule: messenger RNA, 8409 nt
Organism: Malaya genurostris
Lineage: Eukaryota; Metazoa; Arthropoda; Insecta; Diptera; Culicidae
Gene: cyst
Product: rho guanine nucleotide exchange factor 18
Exons: 25
Coding region: 292-4860 (1522 amino acids)
Biological process (GO): regulation of Rho protein signal transduction
Molecular function (GO): guanyl-nucleotide exchange factor activity
Source: RefSeq, a predicted model, not a curated record